This is a messenger RNA of Rotaria sp. Silwood2, 657 nucleotides long. Lineage: Eukaryota; Metazoa; Rotifera; Eurotatoria; Philodinida; Philodinidae. The record is from the annotation of a GenBank genome assembly.
AUGACUACCUCAACAACAAAUAUUGAAUCUGAAGCAACAAAUGGUAUUAUGAAUGAUGAAAAUCUUUCAUUUGAUACAAAUCAAAUAUCAUCCGAUGAACAACUUUCACAAAUAAUUGAUUCAAUUAAUCUUUCAACUGCAUGUGAAGAUACAAAUACUGAUGAAUCCCAAACAAAAUCAUCAACAACCACAACUCGUACAUCAGGACAAACAGCAAUUGGUGCUAAACUUGUUAAAAAAUUAGAAACAUUUGCUGCUACUUCAAAAGAACCUAAACCAACUAAUAGUAAAACAUCAACAACAACAACAACAGCAGCAGCGGCAGCAAGUAAUGCAACUUCUUCAACAACGAACAAUGAAUCUGAAUCACGUCGAAAUAUUACUAAAGCUGCUAUUGAAACUCGUACUGUAACUAAACUUGUUCCAUGUCUCAAAAGUUAUGACCAUCUUGUUAAAGUAUGGUCACACAAUUGUUCUAAUGGUCGUCGUAUAUGUCCAAUAUAUGAACACAGAACGGAAUAUUAUCGAAGUGAACAAACAGUAACAAAAGAAGUAAAUGCGACCAUCUAUCACUGCUGUCUUGGAUGGACACGUCUCAUUCAUGAUUAUGGUUGUCCUAUUGGUAAGAAUUCAUUUGUCUCUGAUAAAAAAUAUUAA